Molecule: messenger RNA, 7133 nt
Organism: Danio rerio (zebrafish)
Lineage: Eukaryota; Metazoa; Chordata; Actinopteri; Cypriniformes; Danionidae
Source: RefSeq, a predicted model, not a curated record
CAACUCGCCGUGUGUUUGUGUUUGGUUCCGACGAAAAUGGCGGACGAACUGGAAAGGGUCCGAAUUUCAGCUGCGGAGCUGCGAGCACAAGCGUCGAGUUUCAACAUACACGGCGAUGAUGUGAAAGACUUGCGAGAGGAGGGUAAGAAGCAACGUCAGCGAGACAGUAAACGCCCAGAUUUGCAGUUGUACAAGCCUGGGGUUGGCCAUCCAAACAGGCGUAUGGACAGUGUAGAAGGAGCCGGUUCAGAUACUUUGAUUCAACCCGAUGGUUUUGGUAAUGACCCCAAAAUGUCAGACGAGUCUCCUACUAGUCCUGGAUGCUCUUACAUGCCUGGCACAGGCAAUGAAGACUAUCUAAAUGACCACAGUAAACCAGAAACCAAUCAUAAAACUGAUGGACAUAUAGGUGGUGAUAAACACAAACUAGUGGAUGAAAAUGCUGUUAAAAUCAUUGAAAGAGCUGGUACGCCCAAAUCCCCGAAGCAGUCACGAAAAAUGCGCAAACCUGAUCGUCAGAUAUAUCAACCAGGCGGGAGAAGAUCUCAGGGAAACAAAGAGGUCGGGGCAAGCAAAGAAUUAGACAGGGAUCGAAGUAGAGAGGAAGAAGUGGAUGGGAAAUCUAUUGAAACACCAUUAAAGUGUGAGAAAGAGGAAAAGCGUAAAAACAGGCGAGGUAAAAAUGACCGGAAAAAGCAAGCAAGUGUAGAAACUCCCUCUGCAAACAAAACUGAGAACGCUGUUGAGAAUAUCAGCAAUAAAGUCAGCAAUCUUCAUUUAGAGACUGUGGAAAGUAAAGACAGAGAUAGGCAGGAUGAUACAAACCAGAUUAAACAUUCUGAAGAAGGCCGAAAAAUCCAGACAGGAGGAGCAAAUCGAGGAAUGGGAGAAGACAAAAAAAAGGAGAGAGGUAAUGGGAAAUCCAGACCUGGAAAAGAGAAAGGUAACAAUCAGGUUUUUGACAAGAAAGAGGAAGGGGAGGCAGGGGGAAAAGCCUCAGAAGCCCCUCAUCUUGAAGGAAGAAAGCAGAGAAAUUUCGGAGCCAAAGAGGCAAGUCGUGACCAGAAUUUGAACCACGAAAAACAACAAGGGAACCGGCCAAAAGAGAAAGGAAAACCAUCUGAGCGAACUGAUUCAAAGCGAGUUAACGCUGCUUCAAAGCGAUACUCUCAAUCAGACAUCCGGCGGCCUCGAAACCGCACCUACAGCACCAGUUCGGCCAGUAGCGGGACCAGUAUGGAUGGUCUUGCUGAAGCCGAGAGAUUGAAAGCAGAAGGUCAGCAGUUUUCUGCACGCACUUUAGAGAGAGCCACGGGACAGAGGGAGUUCGUCCGAGGAGGUCAAACCCGCUCCAGGAGACGCACGGCCCGUACCUUGUCUUCCACAGAUUCGCUCGAGGAAAACGAGGUGUGGGAGCGAGAAGGCAGAAGAAGCAGAGCUGCUGAAGAAGCCAAGAGCAGCACUCGGAAGGAAGGAGGGAUCUUAAGAGUGUCUUUAGACAAGCGUGAGGAGCAAGCAAGCCGUAAAAGCACUAGAGGUCGUGGUAGAGGCAUCCUGGUGCUUCCUGCCCACACCGACCUAACACAGACCCCUGAUCCUGCACCUCCACUUGGAGGAAUGAGAGGAGGAAUGGGCCUGGGCAGAGGAAGAGGCGGCCGUGGAGGAGGGACCAGACGUCUGUGGGACCCAAAUAACCCAGAUAAGAAACCAGCACUGGUGUCAAGCCAACAAUCCCAGCAUGCAUCUCAACACCAGGCUUUGUAUUUACAGCAGGGUGGAUGUGGGCCGCUACACUUUCUUGACACUGAUGACGAAACCGUAGGAAGUCCGCCAGUCCGCCAGGGGGAGUUCUUUCAAAAUCAGCAGGCUGCAGCUAUGGCGUACUACAAGUUCCAGAAUUCGGACAAUCCCUACUGCUAUCCUGUGUCAGCCAAUUCCCCAAACACCCCGCCAAGAUAUCCAUACCCGUAUCAGAUUCCCUACCAAAUACCAGGCUCUAAUGGGAUGUAUCCCGCCUCUGCUAUGACAUCUUUUUAUGGACCCUACGGACAGGGUGGGCCAGGUUACCCUUCUCCGACGGUAUCUGCUUUGACUCCAGAGGAGGCGGAGGUGCAGACCAGAGGAGAGCUGGGGAAGUUUCUUCGGCUGGCUGACAGUCAGGAACUCCAGCUCAGUAACUUGCUGUCGCGUGAACGUCUGAGCCAGGAGGGCCUGGAGAGGAUGGCCCAGCUCAGGGCUGAGCUCCUGACAAUAUACGAGCGGGUGAUUUUGACAGACAUUGAGUUCUCUGACUCUCAGAACGUGGAUCAGACUCUAUGGAAGAAUGUGUUUUACCAGGUGAUAGAGAGGUUCAGGCAGCUGCUGAAGGAUCAAAACUCAGACACAGCCCCACAGAUUAAAACCAUGCUAAUGACCAUUCUGGAAGAGGGGGCAGUAUUCUUUGAUUCGCUGCUGCAGAAGUUGCAGUCUGUGUUUCAGUUCAAGCUGCAGGACUAUAUGGACUGCAUGGCUAUACGAGCAAGACCUCUGCGCAAGACGGUGAAGUAUGCUCUGAUCAGUGCUCAGCGCUGCAUGAUCUGCCAAGGGGAUAUCGCACGGUAUCGAGAACAGGCUAGUGAAUCCGCUAACUACGGGAAGGCACGCAGUUGGUAUCUAAAAGCUCAACAGAUUGCUCCAAAAAAUGGACGGCCCUACAACCAGCUGGCCCUGUUAGCAGUGUACACGAAGCGAAAGCUGGAUGCUGUAUACUAUUACAUGCGCAGUCUUGCUGCCAGUAAUCCGAUCCUUACAGCCAAGGAGAGUCUGAUGAGUCUGUUUGAGGAAGCCAAACGCAAGGCUGACCAAGUAGAGCGUAGGCUAAAGCAGGAUUCAGAUGGAAGUGCUCAUGGUCCUAAAGGCCACACUGGUGGGCGCCGAGGUGAAGAUGCAGCCCGCGUUGAGAUCUGGAUCCGUCCAAGCGAGGUUUCAGGCACGUCUCGUCCAACGGGCAGUGAGUCGGGAAAAGACUCUGAGCAGGACGGAGAGUUGGGGGCUUUGAGUGCAAGUGAUCUCAAUAAGAGAUUUAUUUUGAGUUUUCUGCACGCUCAUGGAAAGCUCUUCACAAAAGUCGGGAUGGAGAGUUUCCCUGCUGUAGCCAAUCGAGUGUUACUGGAGUUUCGCGCCCUCCUCCAGCAUAGCCCCUCCCCCCUCGGGAGCACACGCAUGCUGCAGAUCAUCACCAUUAACAUGUUCACCAUCUAUAACGCACAGAUCAGAGCCAAAGGACAGGGUGAAACUCGGUCUGCAUUAGAAGAGCAGGCCAUAUCUCUGGGUUUAGCUAUGUUUGGUCUCCUUGUCCAGCGCUGUACUGAACUCCUGAAGGAAACACCUACUGAGCCGAUCCCUGCCGAAGAGCUGGGGGAAUUUGAUGAGAUGGAUGAUGAGGAAGGGAUGGUGCGAGUGUCUGUCUUCCCUCACGACCUCCGAGAGCUGCUGCCUAGCAUGAAGGUCUGGUCCGACUGGAUGCUCGGACACCCGGAAAAGUGGAACCCUCCUCCAUGCAGCAUGCAGGGGAGUCCAGACGUGUGGCAGUGUCUUGCGGAUUUGUGCAACUCUUUCUCUCGUGUGUAUCAUGGGGAGGUCCUGCUGUAUAAAGCGGAUGCAGAUGGAGAAGGAGAUGAGGAGCUCAGAGUCCUGCAGCUGGAGGAAGACAAAAUGCUGUCUGGGUUUGUUCCGCUGCUCGCUGCCCCACAGGACGCCUGCUAUACAGACCAGGGAACAGAUGCGGCUAUAGCCGCUGACUGUAAGCGAGUGACCGUUCUCAAGUACUUCCUGGAAGCUCUGUGUGGGCAGGAAGAGCCUCUGCUGGCUUUCAAAGGAGGAAAAUACAUUUCCAUGGCAGCACCUCUUACACCCAGCAUAAACACAGAGAACAAGGCGCAGGAGCAGGAGGAUGAUGUGAUCGUGGAGGAGUCAUCUCUGUCUGCGUCAGAAGGAGAGAUUGAUGGAGAGAUGGAGGGAGAUGGAAGUGAGGAUGAUAUCAGAGAGCUGAGGGCACGACGCCACGCUUUAGCACACAAGCUGGCACAGCAGCAGAAGCGCAGGGACAAGAUACAGGCUGUUCUGCAAACAGGCGGUCAGCUGGAGAUCGAGGUCAGACCCUUCUAUCUUGUUCCUGACACAAACGGCUUCAUUGAUCAUCUGGAGGGCCUGAGGAAGCUUCUGGCCUGCGGGACGUACAUCCUGGUGGUUCCCCUUAUUGUGAUCACGGAGCUGGACGGUCUGGCUAAAGGACAGGACAGUCGCGAGGGCGUUGGGAACGGUGCUCAUGCCCGUCAGGUGCAGGACAGAGCCCGAGCGGCUGUCAUGUUUCUGGAGAAAGCCUUCGAGUCCAGAGACCCAAGUAUCAGAGCGCUGACCAGCAGAGGAAACACACUGGAGUCUAUCGCCUUCCGCAGCGAAGACACGUCUGGACAGAAGGGGAACAACGAUGACGUGAUCCUGUCCUGCUGUCUGCACUACUGUCAGGACAAAGCCAAGGACUUCAUGCCUGCUGAGAGAAAUGGUCCGGUGCGGUUGCGUCGUGAGGUGGUCCUGCUCACAGACGACAGAAAUCUCCGCGUCAAAGCUCUGACCCGCAACGUUCCCGUCAGAGACAUUCCCGCCUUCCUGAUCUGGGCUAAAGUAGGCUGAAGCGCAAGCCUGAGCCACCGCUGAGAAACCAGUCAUCCUGCGCCACAACAGCCGGAGAUGAGCAAACACACAGAGAGGAUCAACACACAGGGGAAAGACUGCCAGUCAGUCCAAAAAGUGAGACACACAUCAAGCCACUUUUCAAAGAACAAGGAUUUUCCCCUUAAACGCAGCGUGCAUAGACAACCGCUUACUCCUGAGGGUGAGACGCACACGUAGCUGAUUCAAGCGAGAGAACGAGGAAGCAGCGUCGGCUCUUCUGCUGUUUGGAGUGUGUGUGAGUGAGUGUGGCGUCGCGAGCAGGCGGAUGCAGUCUGAAGGGCCUGUAUUGAGGUGAGUGCUCCAGUAGGGGGCGACAGACAGUCUCAUGUUCAUCUUUCAGGCCCACAGAGGCUCUGAUCUUUGCGUUUUUAUUUUUUCAUUGCCUCGGUGCAUGCUUGGUUUGAGCUAAGCAUGAUUGUUUUAAAGCUCUUUAUUUGCGUAUUUCAGUUUGCCUUGUGUCAGAUUGUUGGUUUUGCGGUUUAAUCGCCUCAUUUUGUGUCAAGGAAUAAUUGUGUAAUCAAUCUGUCGUCACACUAGAUGAAUCAACUCUGGGGGUUUUUUUAAUAAAUAAAAUAACUUGACACGUUGCUCAAAAAUCAUCACAACAUCAAUCUUUAGUUCAUUUAGUUUGCUGAAUAUUGAAAACACAUGAACAAUUUGUGUGCUGUAAACAUACAGUCAUCGAAAUAAUCAAGGAUAAACAAACAAUGGAUGCAGUUUGGUAAACAUAUAUUAGGAAAAAAAACACCAUGUUAUCUUGUUCAUAGUUCAACGUCUUGAAAUAUCUAUUUUUUUUUUUUCUGUACAACUCGACUAGUUUGUGUUUUGGCUUUUAGUGUGGUUAUUUUCCAGUUAUAAAGCUGAAUAUUGUAGUUGUAAUGCCACGUCAGCUUGUUUUAAUGGUCAGCCUCAGCUUUCUGUCGUGUGAUCAGAAGAGGCCAGCAUCUGAAGAAUAACAACUCACCUCUGAUUACACGUCUUCCUCAUUUGUUUUUAAUGUUGUGGAUUAAAUUAAUCUGAGUUAAGAGUUUGUUGUGUUUCUGCUCGAGUCAACAUGACAUUGGAAAAUCGAUUCAUCCCAUUUAUAUUCUGGGUCAUACAGUUCAUUAAAUACCCAAGACUUCAUUUUAUAAUGCAUACAUUGUUAAAUCUGCAAAGUACAAACAAUGAAUUGAAUUAGACAUGGCAAAAUCUGUGCAAACUGUUCAGACUUCAGAAACAUCUUUAAAUAUAACAUCAUAAACCAAACUGGCCUGCAGGGUAAGUACAAAAUAAAACACUGAAAAACUGUACACUUUUCUACAAAAAAAGCUCCUCUAUAUAUGUUUGGUAUUGAAAUUCCAGUAAUACAUUACAUAUUCAUGAGAGUUGUGAUUGAUUAGUGAGUUCCUUGAUAUUAAAAUGAUUAUUUUUGGCAUAAUCCUGUUGAUAAAGACAAUCAUGUCCUCAUAUGAGCACCAGCAGAUGCAGCAGUCAUUAUUCUCAACACAUGGCAGAAUGAUGUUAUGGUUACAUCAGCUCAAGUCUUCAUUAAAGAGACAGUUCACACACAAUUGUUAAAAAAAACAAUCAAUAUUCUGCAGGUCUUCAUGGUCAAGUUCAAUUUUGUUUACAUAUUUAACAGACCCCCUAGUUUUUUUUUUUACAAUUUGUUUGUGAUUUUUGCGAUUAAAAUGACUAAUUUUGUGGUGGUCAUUUCCAGAAAUUUAAAUUUAUAAAAAAUGUAUCACAUUCAGUAGCCUACUAUGCACAAGUCAUAGAAAUAAAGCUUCUUUAUUUUGGUCUCUUGUCAAAACAAGAUCUAAAAUGUGAGGAAUUAAGCCAAAGGAAGGUUAGCGAUUUUAUUUUUACCCACAAUCUUGACAUCAUGUACCUCACACAUAAGACAUGCGUUUGGACUUCCCUUACUUUAAUAAAAAUAGAAAAUAUUGCUAUCAAACUUAUGGUACAAGGAAAGAGUCAAAUGAACGCAAUUAUUGUUUUGAAGCACAUUAUAUUAGGCUGCCAGCCAUACAUAAGGGGCAGGUGAGACACCAUUUGGGACGCGCGAUUUCCGAGAGAUCAUUUGUUUUUAAGCCUCCGGCAGUCUCCCGCAUAUGCAUAGAUUCCCAGGAGACAUGGAAUUUCUGCAAAUACAUCACGAGCUCUGCGUAUGCAACAUCUAUAAAUCAUGUAAAGCAAUUAAUUGCAAACUGAAAUAAUUAUAGUAUCUAUAUGGGUUAGAAUUGGAUGUUUUAUGACAUUUAAACUUUUUUUUUUUAAUUAUUAUUUUCCGCUUAAAAAUUGUGACUUGAUUUUUGUGUUGGAUUUAGCGAUCGCAAACAAACUAGAGGGUCUGAUUAAAAAGUGGCUCAUGUCCAAUAUCUGCAUGUACACUAGUACACGCACCAAAGAUGCAUUAAACUGUAUGAGGAAAAAAA